AUUUAUGUUGCUUAUUUUCCAACAAUAUGGCGGCUGUUACUGUAGCAGAAACACCUUCUGGGAAGGAAGUAUUUGCUGAAGGGUUAUUGCAGUUGUUAAAGCCCGCAGUUCAACAGCUUGACCAGCAUGUUCACGCUGUAAGGGAAAGUCAAGUUGAAUUACGAGAACAUAUCGAUAAUCUAGCCAUAGAGCUGACUAGGAUAAAUGAAGACCAGAAGGUUGUGCUGGAUUUGGAUCCGUAUGUGAAAAAGCUUUUGAAUGCUAGACGUAGAGUUGUUCUGGUCAAUAAUAUCCUGCAGAAUGCUCAGGAGCGUCUGAGGCGUUUGAAUCACAGUGUUGCCAAGGAAACAGCCCGUCGAAAGACUAUGUUAGAGUCUGGCACAUAUCUUUCUGGCUCUCCAAACAGAUGAAAACCUAGAUAUGUAGACUGUCAUACCACAAGACAAAGCCUGGCAGGCCAGCAUCAAGUGUUUCACAUGCAGUGAAAUGAAAUUGCAGAGAAAUAGACUGGAUUUUCCUGCUAAUGGUUCCAGGCCAUAGGGAUAUAGAAUUUAUAUUCUGGGUUUGGGAAAUCCAUUAUUUGUUCUUAUCUAACAAUAAUGCUUCUGCAGAUGUGUAAAUUUCCAAAUGUGAAAUCAAUAAAGACAUUCUUUUGCCUUCUUGUGAAGGGUAAGCAGCAAUUUUGUCCUGCAAAUGGCUAAUCUUGCAUAAGAGUGCAUUUUCAUUGUUUUUAUUCAUCCAUACUAUUUUGAAGCAAAGACAGGAGAAUGGAGGGUACACCUGCACAGAGGUUAUUGGCAAAACCUAUGCAGAUUUAGAGGCUAUAGUUUUUUUUCAGCAUCCUCUCAUGUUUACUGUUAUUGCAAGUAAACAGACUUUUCUAGUUAACACUGGUAUUGUUUCUCCUGAUUUGGUGUUUGGUGGUGCUUCUAAAUGGGUUAACAAAAUCUGCAUGUGAGCUGUAGCCUGUUUGGUGUUUAUUUUCCUACAAGCUGCUCUUGUAUACUGUGCAGUUUUUGAACCAAUCUCUUGACCAGGCUACAUCACCGAGGAAACAAUCACUUUGGUGGUUCUUUUUAUAGAUAACAUUGAUUUGUAUGAAAACAGAAUCUGCAGAUCUCUACAUGUUUAAGCUGAAAAGCUUUAAUUUAAUAAGAUGCGUUUUUAUGCUAAUUUCUUUAACAUUUCCAGGUGAUAUAACAUAAUGUAACAGUUAUGUAUGCAUUAAACUUGGAUUUAUUUUACCACCAGUUUACAUAUGCAUUAAACUUGGUUUUAUUUUACCACCAGUUUGCAUAUGCAUUAAACUUGGAUUUAUUUACACUAGUUUGCAUAUGCAUUAAACUUGGAUUUAUUUUACCUGCUGCCUGUUGUUUGCUGCCUACUUUGCCUUUCGAUAUUUUAAAUUGUGACUGCUGUGUUUCCAUACUUGGAUUUAUUUUACCUGCAGCCUGCUGUUUGCUGCCUAUUUUACCUGUGGAUGUUUUGAACUGUGACUGCUGUGUUUCCACACUGGUGCUUUUUUCUGCACUUAGUUUUGAUUUCUGGCUACUAGUGUGGUUUGUCUGCUGGUGGAAUUUUUGUGUUUUACAUAAUGUAACAGUUCUUUCAACACCUGCUGUUUGUAUAUGAAAGGGAUGCCACAGAUGACUUGGUGCUGGACAUAAUAAUUCAUCUUGGGCUUUCUGAUUGUUCCACAUGAGGAUCUCAAAU
Molecule: messenger RNA, 1713 nt
Organism: Protopterus annectens (West African lungfish)
Lineage: Eukaryota; Metazoa; Chordata; Ceratodontiformes; Protopteridae
Gene: SNAPIN
Product: SNAP associated protein
Exons: 4
Coding region: 27-410 (127 amino acids)
Biological process (GO): intracellular protein transport; regulation of synaptic vesicle exocytosis; lysosome localization
Cellular component (GO): synaptic vesicle; BLOC-1 complex; BORC complex
Molecular function (GO): SNARE binding
Source: RefSeq, a predicted model, not a curated record